This is a messenger RNA of Camelina sativa (false flax), 1473 nucleotides long. RefSeq lists its product as uncharacterized. The record is from RefSeq and is a predicted model, not a curated record. NCBI's taxonomy places the organism in Eukaryota, Viridiplantae, Streptophyta, Magnoliopsida, Brassicales, Brassicaceae.
ACAAAAUCUGUGGUCCGUUGCAUUUCACUUCAAUCAGAGGCUCUCAUAGCAACAACUUUGCUUUCCAUAUUUCUUCAAGCCAUGGCUGUCAAGUUCCAUGUAAACCCCUCCUGCAUUGUCACUGCCACUAGAAACAGAUCAUCUGUUCUCUCGCUUCAAUACCUUACUUACCGGAACAGAAGUUUUUUUCCUUUCUCCCUCACAGUCACAAGAUGUUCCACCACCAAAAGUAGUGAAACGGGUCAAGAUUCGACCUCUAUCUCGUUGAAGAGAGGGCUGGUUCUUGAUCUUGGCGUUUCUAAGGACUCCUGGGACAGUGAGGAGAUUGGUUCUCCGGUAGUGAAGAGAUUCUUAAGUGAUAACAAAGAGAGAUGGUACAUGUGGUACCAUGGAAGCUCGAAGCAAAACCCUGUUUCAGAUUCUAUCGGCUUAGCGGUUUCAAACAAUGGGGUUCAUUGGGAAAGAGGGAAAGGUAAGGUUGAGUCAAACGAAGAUGUGGGUUUGGUUAUGAGCAAUGGUGAAGACUGGUGGGGAUUUGAUACUGCAAGUGUUCGACCCGGUGAAGUUGUUAUAAUGUCGAGUUCUAAAGUCAGAGCUGAUAGCUCUGUUUACUGGAUGUAUUACACUGGCUACAGUACCGAGACGGUUGAGAUUCAAUCCCAAGGUUGCACUUCCGUGUUGGGAAAUCCAGAAAGGUUUCUUCUUAGUGAUGAGAAUGUUGAGAAAUCUAAGGUUUAUAGGUCACUCCCUGGUUUAGCAAUUAGUCAAGAUGCUAGGCAUUGGGCUAGAAUUGAAGGUGAGCAUCAUAGUGGAGCUUUGUUUGAUGUUGGGUCUGAGAAAGAUUGGGACUUUCUCUAUAUUGCAUCCCCACAUGUAGUUUUCCAUGGAGAUGGUGAUCUAAGAAUGUAUUACCAUUCUUUUGAUGCUCAAACCAGUGAAUUCUGCAUUGGGAUGGCAAGGUCUAGAGAUGGGAUCAAGUGGUUGAAAUUGGGAAAGAUCAUAGGAGGAAGAUAUCCUUGUGUGACAAGGAACAAAAGAGAUGAGAGUUACAUGAUGGCAUAUGAAGGUGUAGAUAGUAGUGGGAGAACGAGCAUUGGCUUGGCGGUUUCAAAAGAUGGGAUUAAGGAUUGGAAACGGGUUCAGAGCGAGGAAACUGUGGUUGGAGUUGGUGAAGGAGGUGCGUGGGACAAUGAAGGAGUAGGGUGUCCAUAUUUGAUUGAGAUGGAUGGAGACUCUGAUCAUCAAUGGAGAUUGUAUUACAGAGGUGUUGGUAAUAGUGGCAAAACAGGGAUAGGGUUGGCUGUCUCUGAAGGGAAUGAGAUCACUAAGUUUACAAAACAGACUGGGAUUCACUUGUGAGAGACUAACAAACAAAAUCAAUCUCUAUUGUUCUUUUGAUUGGUAAUAACACAUUUUGAUAUUAAAGAGUUUUGAUUAAGCGGUUUAAAUACAGCUCAGCUGGUCUUGAAACUA